UUAUUCGAGUUAAAGGCGAGCUGAAAACUAGGCGACGUCAUUCGGGCGCCCUUGGUUGGGUUGGCACCUUUGCCAUUUCUGGAGGGUCGGCCUGACUCUGACAAUACUCAAACAGCGGCCUUCAUUCGCCUUCUGUUUCCCCCCACACACCAUAACAUUAACAACCAGCAAUGGAUUGACUUUGCAAAGUAUUUUCCGACGUCGUUUGGGAAAACGAGCUCCUCCAAACCCAAGCCGGCCCCAGAGCCCAGGAAGGCACCUGUAAAUGACGAUGGCGUAGGUGCACUGCGAGCAUUCAUGCCCACCUCGUUUGGAAAACAAAAGUCAUCCAAGAACAGCGGUAGCACUCAGCAAUAUGAACAAAUGAGGCGCUCUGUGGAUCAGGACAAGGCGAAGGAGGCUCCAAGAGGAGCAUUGCUCGAACAAUCGUCGUCAUCGCGAUCAAAGGACGCUGAACUCAAGGACGGUGGACGAUCCAAGGAUAAAGUCGAGAACGACAGCGAUGAUGGUGGCAGUAGUGGUGAUGAUGAUGACAAGGACAACAAUGAAGGCGACGCUUCUGGACGUCCGGACUCCUCAACGCUUCCGAUCUCUCACGAAAUCAUAAUGAACGAGCACAGCAAGACUAUUUCAGCCAUGGCAUUGGACCCUGCGGGAGCGCGACUAGUCACAGGAGGAUAUGAUUUUAAUGUCUGCUUCUGGGACUUUGCUGGAAUGGACACACGCUUCAAACCUUUCCGAUCCAUGGAACCAUGUGGAGCCCAUCAGAUUCACGAACUCAAAUAUUCGCUGACCGGCGACAAGAUUUUGAUCAUAUCGGGCGAAGCAAAAGCCAGGAUAUACGACCGGAAUGGAGUAGAAGUUGCAGACUACCAAAAGGGAGACCCGUACAUCCGCGACCUCCGCUUGACCUCCGGACAUGUAGCGUCCCUAACAAGCGGGGCAUGGCAUCCACAUACGAAAGAUAGGUUCAUCACUUCGUCGACAGAUGGCACUAUCCGACUCUGGGACGUGGAGAACACUCGCAAACAGGCUGAUGUGAUUGCAUACAAGACCAAAGAACGCGGUGGGCGGACUCCUGUUACUGCGAUAGCCUACAGCUCGGACGGAAAGAUGAUUGGAGGAGCUGCCGGCGAUGGCACAGUAUCUCUUUAUCCAAGUACUGGACCUUUCUUACGGCCCAUUCACACAAUUGAGAACGCCCAUGUCAAGGGAACAGAAACAUCAUGCAUUACUUUCUCCAGAGAUAGUCUGCGCAUAGUAACCCGCGGCGGCGAUGAUACAGUGAAAUUGUGGGAUACAAGGAACUUGAAACACCCUCUUUCGAUUGCGGAGGACAUGGCCGUUCUGAACUCUGAGGCCAACGUCAUCUUUUCGCCAGAUGAGCGACUUAUUUUGACAGGCACCGGGGUCAAAAAGGGCGAGGGCUAUGGCAAGAUAGUCAUGAUGAAUAACGAGAAUCUGGAGAUUGUGCGCACCGUCAGCGUAUCGCAGAGCAGCGUCGUGAGGGUUUUAUGGCAUGACAAGUUGAAUCAGAUUGUAGCUGGCAAUGCAGACGGAUCGGCGCACGUGUUUUACGACCCAGAUGUAUCACACAAGGGUGCCAAGUUGUGCGCAAUCAAAGCACCCAAGAAGAGGGCUGUCGACGACUAUGAGAUCGAUCGUCCUAUCAUUACCCCCCAUGCCCUGCCCAUGUUUAAGGAGGAUAAGGUCCAGACCAGCAAACGUAAGCAGGAAAAGCUGCGCAGUGAUCCCAAGGCCUCUCAUCGUCCAGAGAUGCCCUUGACUGGUCCUGGUAGAGGAGGCAAGGUCGGUCAGAGCACGAUCCAGCACGUCCUGACAGAUUUUGUGAAGGACACUAUGCGUGAAGAAGAUCCAAGGGCCGCACUGUUGAAAUAUGCGGAUGUCGUCGAAAAGGACCCACAAUGGAUUACGCCCGCAUACAAGCAGAACCAGCCUAAGCCGGUCUAUGAUGAACGGGACGAAGAAGGCGAGCACCGUGAACUUAAGAGACGGAAGUAAAUAAAUUCAGUUGAACUGCUUGCUGAAAGAAC
Messenger RNA from Gamsiella multidivaricata, 2054 nucleotides. Its product is annotated as WD40-repeat-containing domain protein. The transcript is spliced from 8 exons. The record is from RefSeq and is a predicted model, not a curated record. Gene Ontology annotation, cellular component: nucleus; site of double-strand break. Bases 298 to 2022 code for a protein of 574 amino acids. NCBI's taxonomy places the organism in Eukaryota, Fungi, Mortierellomycota, Mortierellomycetes, Mortierellales, Mortierellaceae. Gene Ontology annotation, molecular function: protein binding. Gene Ontology annotation, biological process: regulation of DNA double-strand break processing.